Oncorhynchus nerka (sockeye salmon) is the source of this 4459-nucleotide messenger RNA. Its product is annotated as torsin-1A-like. Gene Ontology annotation, biological process: nuclear membrane organization; protein localization to nucleus. Gene Ontology annotation, cellular component: endoplasmic reticulum; nuclear envelope; endoplasmic reticulum lumen. NCBI's taxonomy places the organism in Eukaryota, Metazoa, Chordata, Actinopteri, Salmoniformes, Salmonidae. The transcript has 5 exons. The coding region runs from base 113 to 1117 and encodes 334 amino acids. Gene Ontology annotation, molecular function: kinesin binding; ATP hydrolysis activity; ATP binding. The record is from RefSeq and is a predicted model, not a curated record.
GUGUCGCAUAAUGAAUACGUAGGGGGAAAUAGCUGUUUUGCAUUCUUUCUAACGUCUUUGCACUCCGAAAUGACAAACUUGGUAGCUAACUACAUGUUUAUUUGAAGUGAAAAUGAAAGCAACAUACAAAACCUUUUUUGUAUUUUAUGUCUUGAUAUCGAAUGUUUUUGUGAACGCGUUCGAACCAAUCUCAACCACAUUUGUCGGUUUGGGAUUUACAGCAGUGGGGCGGAAAAUGUACAAUUAUGUAUAUGGUGAAAGUUGCGAUUCAAAAUGGAUUACUUUUAAUUCAACAGGUUUGGAAGUGGCCCUAGAUCGGAAGCUGUUUGGUCAACAUGUUGCCUCCAGAGUCAUCCAGAAAUCUGUAACAGGUUUCAUGAACAAUAAAAACCCUAGAAAGCCCCUGGUGCUCUCUCUACAUGGCUGGACUGGCACAGGGAAGGGCUUAGUCAGGAAGUUGAUAGCUGAAAACAUCUACAAGAAGGGCAUGGCCAGCAGUUUCGUCCAUCAGUUUGUGACUUCUACUCACUUCCCUAAUUGGAGUCAGCUGGAGAACUACAAGUCUCAACUGCAGCAGUGGGUCAAAGGCAAUGUCACCAACUGCCCACGUUCCAUGUUCGUCUUUGACGAGAUGGACAAGAUGCACCCUGGCCUGAUCGACUGUAUAAAGCCCUACCUGGAAUACUAUGAAAAUCUGGAUGGGGUCUCGUACCGCCAAGCCAUCUUCAUCUUCCUCAGCAAUGCUGGAGGGGAGAAAAUCACGCAGGUGGCCCUGGACUUUUUGAAAGCAGGUCGAGACCGAGAGGAGAUGACAUUGCAUGACUUAGAACCAGCUCUCUCCCUGUCCGUGUUCAACAACAAGAUGAGUGGGUUGUGGCACUCUAGUCUGAUAGACAAGAACCUAGUUGACUUCUUUGUCCCCUUCCUGCCUCUGGAGUACAGACAUGUGCUGCUGUGUGGCAUGGCAGAAAUGUCCGCCAAGGGCCUGGAGCCCAACCAGGACGUGGUUGACCAGAUGGCCAGAGAGAUGAUCUAUUUCCCAAAGAGCGAGAAGAUCUUCUCCAUCACCGGCUGCAAGACCAUCAGCGCAAGGCUAGAUUUACUGCAGACUGACUGAUCUAAUCAUAAUGAGUAGUAAUUUAGGAUGAAAGGUGGUUUGUAGGUCUGAUCAGUCGUUCUGCAUUUGCUGACGGUAAUGUAGACGAUCUCCGAGGGAACAGCUACUGUAUCUAUCUACCUCCUACUCUACUGUUUGCACUUUCUUUUUUAAAUGUGAAAAAAACAUGUUGCCCCUUUUUCUCCCCAAUUUCGUGGUAUUCAAUUGUUUUUAGUAGUUACUAUCUUGUCUCAUCACUACAACUCCCGUACGGGCUCGGGAGAGACGAAGUUUGAAAGUCAUGCGUCCUCCGAUAUACAACCCAACCAAGCCGCACUGUUUCUUAACACAGCGCGCAUCCAACCCGGAAGCCAGCCGCACCAAUGUGUCGGAAGAAACACCAUGCACCUGGCAACCUUGGUUAGCGCUCACUGCGCCCGGCCCGCCACAGGAGUCGCUGGUGCGCGAUGAGACACGGAUAUCCCUACCGGCCAAACCCUCCCUAACCUGGACGACGCAAGGCCAAUUGUGCGUCACCCCCAGUUACAACAGAGCCUGGGCGCGAACCCAGAGUCUGAUGGCACAGCUGGCGCUGCAGUACAGCGCCCUUAACCACUGCGCCACCUGGGAGGCCCUGUGUGCACAUUCUUAAUGAGAACAUCUCCGACCAGUCGGAGUGAGGAAGUCAGUGACUGAUGAUGACCCGCCCCUCAGGCCUCCCACCGUCAACACAACCAUGUGGAGAACAUCAACGGCCUUGUUCUUGUCGUGUCACUUCUCCCUGAAGAUGGAUUACAGAGAGAGAGGAUGCCAGAUUUAAGAAGAGAUAUAAAAUGAAAACACUGAGGGGAAACGCUAUUCUUUUUAACCAAUCAAGGUGCUUGUUCCUGAUUUCUAUUUUUUUGUAAAUGAUUACCUCCAAAUAAUGAUUUUCUUUCUCAUGGAAUUCUGCUGCACAUGAACUGUGGCAAGUGAAAAUUAGUUGUGUAUUAGAAACAAAUGUGGUUUAAAGUUACAAUCUCUAGUACUGUAGAAAGGGCCCAUGGAGUUGGUGGAAGAAUCCUUUAAUUCAUGGCCACUUACUCAGCUUGGCCAGGGGCGCUUUAAUUAGGUCAGGUGGAAAUGUCAGACAGAUCUCAACUCCAUAAAAGGAGGAAAUCUCCGAUCUGACUGCUUUCUCUUCCUUAACUCCGUCUAAUCCGGAAGUUCUGUGUGUCGAUGAAUCCACGUAAGUCCACCAAAUCUGUUACCUUUCAUCUGAACCUUUCAUCUGAACUAUCUGUUGCGAUCGGGAGAGUGGGCCAUAAGUUAUUGUUUAUAGUUAUUACCGCGGAGCGCAGCUUGGAGAGCACGCUUCAAACCUAUUGUGUAAUGUGAAUGGUCAAUGAUCACGGCCCUACGGAUCAUCACAGGCCAAUUAUGCCAUCGAUAUAUGGUUAAUAUGUCAUGAAAUUACAUGUACAUAUGAAGACACUUGAAAGGGUGAAAUAUGAAACGUCAUCGUUUGCUGAACUGAUCGAUUCUGAUAUCAAACCAAUGGGGAUUAUUAGAUUGAAUAACCAAUCACUGUUUGUAUUAUUCUUCUCAUGAUUAUGAUUAAUAGUUACGAGCAUAAAUUACUCAAGGAUGAUUCCUAUUGACUUCUUAAUGAACUGAUUUGUUGAAUUCCCUAAUUAUGUUUAUAAUGAAUGAUUAUGAUUUGAUAUUUCUGAUUAUGAAUUUGAUUGUAUACAUGUUAUCAGUUUGAUUGGAUACAUGUUAUUCUGUUUCCUUUGUUAUGCAGCACAGACUACCCAGUAAAUAUACCACUUUAUGGUUAAAGGAAUUCCUGCCUCAGUCUCAUCCAUUCCUCCCCACACAGAUUCCACUAAUCUGUCCUUCGAGCAGGAUCAUGACUGAGCUAAAGACAGGUGAAAUGGAGGGAGAGAAGGAAGAAUUGUCUCCACUGGAAGGAAGGAGAGAAGAAGAAAGCGCAGCUGAGGAAAAGGUAUUGGAACAAAUGAAAGAUCCAGGAGCUAAGCCUAAAGCAACAAGGAAGGCUUCAUCCUCAACCACCAGAAAUACCAGACAAGCACCUGGUUAUCUUUAUUAUGUGGUCGAGUUUUCCACAUCAAAGGGAAAGCCCACCAGAGCUCAGUGGUGAUGGAUCAACUGUAUGUUUCAGCCAUCAACCAUCCCCGGAGAGCCAAGGACCGGAAACUGCUUUGGGACGAGAAAGUGGUCUACAGGAAGAACCUAUGGAGGAGGUAACUCCCACCGCACAGGUCGACCAGCUUCCUGAGGCAGGCUCCGCUCACCCCUUAACUAAUGGGAAAUUGUUGAGGCACUCUAGACGGAGUGAGAGUUCGACCAGUGGAUACCCCUUUCGAAGUGGCCAUGGCAGCCGCCAUUCACUAGCCCUCAGCGAUUCACAGACCGCUGUCCUACUAGCGUUGGAGGAAAGAGCGUCAGAUUGAGGUGGAACGACAGGCUGACGAACGUUGUCACCUAUUGGAUGUGCAGGCCCGUAGAGCUCUACGGGAACAGGAAUUCAUUGCCAAGGACCUGGCACAGCAGUGACAGCACCGUCAAGCAAGAAGGGAAUUUGAGGAGGCACGGAUGGUCUCAUCCUUCCUGGAGAGGAACGAACAGGGAGUUGACCUGACCACCCCUCCACAUGGACCUAACCUGUCUGGGAUACUAGGGCCGGACAAAUGUCACCACUCUCUAAACGACAGAGGACUCGCAGUCCAUGAGAUCAAUGUGAUGGUUAUAUUCUUCAAGAAUCAAUGGGUACAUAUCGUUAAUUGAAAAAGAUUUGGACAGCCGUAAGUAUUGCAGGUUUCCCCUUUAAUUGUAAUUGAAAUUGUAUCACCUGAAAUAUUGUCCACUGGAUACCCAUUGUGUAUUUUAUAUCUGUUGUCAAUACCCAGUUUACCAAUACCUAAACAUGGAUAAAUCUGCCUUUACUUGCAUCUAUUUUGCAUUUGUUUUUAAUCCUUUCAUUCACCAGAAGCAUUGUGUACAUUUUCAAAAUCUGCUGUAAGUUUAUCUUUGGGGGUAGUCAUGACAUGCCUGUGAGGAUCAGCUCUUUAGAGAUAUCCCUCACUCCAGCAGAGGGGAAGAGGUGGGGGGGGGUUUAUGACCCCUCACGCCCGUUGUAUAUUAUAAGGCAGCAGACCAACUCCGUUCUGGUCUCUGAGAUAUCGUAAUGUCUUUGACCCUUAUGGAGUAUCUACCUCAGAACUGUCACAUGCAAUAAAUGGACUUUGGGACAUUAUAUUUCAUAAACCAAAAUGUGGAAAAUGAGGGCAGUUGGCCUAUGAAAAUGAAUGUCAAUUUUGUCAUGUAAUUAAAAGUUAAAUGAGGACGUUAUGACAUACA